This is a messenger RNA of Osmia bicornis bicornis, 817 nucleotides long. Its product is annotated as pro-resilin-like. Bases 215 to 814 code for a protein of 199 amino acids. The record is from RefSeq and is a predicted model, not a curated record. Lineage: Eukaryota; Metazoa; Arthropoda; Insecta; Hymenoptera; Megachilidae. The transcript has 4 exons. Gene Ontology annotation, cellular component: extracellular matrix.
UCAUCUCUUAUUAGACCCACGCUAUAUAAACCCAACCUGCCAGCAUGCCGAGCAGUUACGUACUGACUUUAUUCACAGCCGUGGCGGAGUGCAACGAUAUCGUAUUCGACGGUACACACGUGGGCAGAUAUAUUGAUACGCGGAUCCUGUACUUUCAAAAAGGUGCGACUUUAUUUGAGGCACGUCUAGCUGGUGAACCUGUUAUCCUCACAACAUGUUUUAUCUUCAAAUAACGAUACUAUGCAUGGCAAUGGUCCACGUGAUUUGCGAUCUACCACCAGGCACGAGACGCAAUACGUACUUGCCACCAGAGCCGACGAAGGGCUACAAUUAUGACACACCUUCGAUACCUUUCCCCAGGCCUUCCACGACGAGACCACCCUUCUCCUCCACACAGCGUUACCCUAGUCCUAAGCCGACCACAAAGUUCCCACCUAGACCAACUCCCAGCGAAGGGUAUCCACCUCCAGGUCCGAGGCCCACUCCAGAGUUCCCUGAUUAUGGCUCGUCGACCAGGCCCACAGGCAACACCAUAACACCUAGUGGACAUGAUCAUCACCAUCAUGAACCAGGCAUGCCGUUCGACUUCAACUAUGCCGUGAAGGAAGAUGCAUUCGGCAACGACUACUCCCAUAACGCUAUAAGCGACGGCGACAUCGUACGCGGGGAGUACAGAGUCCAGCUUCCAGAUGGAAGGCUACAGAUCGUUCGUUACACAGCUGACUGGAAGCACGGUUUCAGCGCGCAGGUAUCCUACGACGGGAAUCCCCGUUUCGACGUUCCUCGGCCGACCAGCAACUUCGCGGGCUAUUAAACG